Molecule: messenger RNA, 948 nt
Organism: Gopherus evgoodei (Goodes thornscrub tortoise)
Lineage: Eukaryota; Metazoa; Chordata; Testudines; Testudinidae
Product: olfactory receptor 52R1-like
Exons: 1
Coding region: 1-948 (315 amino acids)
Biological process (GO): G protein-coupled receptor signaling pathway
Cellular component (GO): membrane
Molecular function (GO): olfactory receptor activity; G protein-coupled receptor activity
Source: RefSeq, a predicted model, not a curated record
AUGUCAGAUUCCAACACAACCGAUUUCACCAACCCCUCCACCUUCAUCCUGCUGGGCAUUCCUGGCCUGGAGGCGGCCCACGUCUGGAUCUCCAUCCCCUUCUGCACCAUGUACGUCAUAGCCAUCUUGGGGAACUUCACCAUCCUGUUCAUUGUGAAGAUGGAGGUGAGCCUCCAUGGCCCCAUGUACUAUUUCCUCUGCUUGCUGGCUGUCACCGACCUGAUCAUGUCUACGUCCAUCCUGCCCAAAAUGCUGAGCAUCUUCUGGUUCAGUGCCAGGGAGAUCAGUUUCAGUGCCUGCCUCACCCAGCUGUAUGUCUUUCACUCCUUCUCAGUGAUAGAGUCAGGAAUCUUCGUGGCCAUGGCUUUCGAUCGCUAUGUGGCCAUUUGUAAUCCCCUGAGACAUGCAACCACACUGACAAACCGUGUGGUGGCUAAGAUCAGCCUGGCCGUGGUGCUGCGUGGCAGCAUGCUCGUAUUACCCUACCCCUUCCUGUUGAGGCAGUGGCCAUAUUGCAGAACCAACAUCAUCCCUCAGCCAUACUGUGGCCACAUGGUCGUAUUGAAGCUGGCCUGUGCCGACAUCCGCAUCAGCAGUUACUAUGGCCUCUUUGUACUAUUCUGUGUGAUGGGUCUAGAUGUCAUUUUUAUUAUUUUGUCCUAUACUCAGAUCCUCAGGGCCAUCUUCUCCCUCCCCACAAAGGAUGCUCGUCUCAAGACUUUGGGGACCUGCAGCUCCCACCUAUUUUCCAUCUUAGUCUUUUACAUCCCAGAUCUAUUCUUCUCUCUCUUUUACCGGUUUUACCAGAAUGUGCCCCUGCAUUUCCACAUUCUCGUAGUCAAUGUGUACUACAUGAUGCCCUCCAUGCUGAACCCCAUCAUCUACGGGGUGAGGACCAAACAGAUCUGGGGGAGGGUGCUUCGGCUCUUUACUCAUAAAGGGACAUAA